Messenger RNA from Engraulis encrasicolus (European anchovy), 5505 nucleotides. RefSeq names its product macrophage stimulating 1 receptor b (gene mst1rb). Lineage: Eukaryota; Metazoa; Chordata; Actinopteri; Clupeiformes; Engraulidae. Gene Ontology annotation, molecular function: ATP binding; protein binding; hepatocyte growth factor receptor activity. The record is from RefSeq and is a predicted model, not a curated record. The transcript is spliced from 30 exons. Gene Ontology annotation, biological process: cell surface receptor protein tyrosine kinase signaling pathway; nervous system development; multicellular organism development. The coding region runs from base 23 to 4081 and encodes 1352 amino acids. Gene Ontology annotation, cellular component: basal plasma membrane; plasma membrane; signaling receptor complex.
AGGGUCCUCUCGCUACCCUGCUAUGGCGCUGAGUGUGUGUGUGAGUGUGUGUGUGUGGUCAGUGGUCUGUGUAGCGUGUGUGUUAGCGGACUCAUGUUCCUCAGCGCUGGGCAGCAGCUCCAUCAACUUUUCGGUCGCCUACUCGUUGCCAUGGUACCGAGCAUCGGGGCCCGUGCAGAACCUGGUGGCCAACGAGGCGUACGGAGAGGUCUAUCUAGCCGUCAGGGACGCCAUCUUGGCUUUGGACCAUCGCAACCUGGAGUUGCUAUGGCGACUGCCGACUGGGCCGGUGGGCGGAGCAGAGUGCCAGGUGUGCCGCCUGUGUCCCCUCAGUAGCCCCUCCCCCCCUGAACACAUGGACAACCAGGUGCUGCUACUAGACACCUACCUGAUGUCCCUGUACGCGUGUGGCAGUUCGCAGCAUGGUGUGUGCUACUCCCAUCAGCUGCAGGAGGGGGGCAGGCCCCCCCAGCCCUCGCGGUGCCUCUUCCGUCGUCAUGCCAACUCCGCCGCCUCCUGCCCCGACUGUAUCGCCAGCCCGCUUGGAACGCGCGUCUCAUUGGUCGAGGAGGGACAGACGGUGUACUUCUUUGUGGCUGCGACGGUGAAUGACAGCGUGACACAGCGUUACGGCCGCAAGUCGCUCUCCGUGCGUCGGCCGCUCUCCUCCGAGGAUGGUUUCCAUGGCGAUGUGCAUGGGCUCACGGUGCUGCCGGAACUGAGGAGGAGCUACGCCGUCAAAUAUGUCUACAGCUUUCACACGGAGGCCUUCGUGUACUUCCUGUCCGUACAGCGGGAGAGCCCUGCCCUUGACUCCUCCCCCUUCCAGACACGACUGGGCCGCCUCCCGCGUCACGAGUGGGAGACGCGGCGCUACAGGGAGGUCGUCCUGGAGUGUCGAUUCGAACCCAAACGCCGUCGACGCCGCAGGAGUGGGAGAGAGAGGCGUAGUGGGGAGGUGUUUAAAGACGUGGUGUAUAACGUGGUGCAGGCUGCUUAUUUCGGCCGUGCGGGUCGAGAGCUGGCCGCUGAACUCGGUACUGAGGAACAGGAUGAUAUCCUCUACGGAGUCUUCGCCGUUACCGAUGACAACGGAAACCCCGCCCAUGACUCCGCCCUCUGUGCGUUCCCUAUGGAUUCGGUGAAUAAGGCCAUUGAGGACGGCGUGGAACUCUGCUGUAAAUCAGGAACAGAGCAGCUGUCAAGAGGACUGUGCCACUACCAACCAUGCGAGAGCUGCCCCCAUGAGAGUAUGGAGAACAAUGCGGCGUGUAAGGACCAGCCUACCAUGGUCUCCAAGCCCUACUACAGAGUUGACCUGUUCAACAGGGAGAUGACCAGCGUGCUGCUGACUUCUCUACUGGUCACCACCAUCCACAACAAGACAGUCGCACACAUCGGCACCUCCGACGGACGCCUUCUACAGCUGGUGUUACGGCGGUCCAGUCCUAUAAUCUUCGCUAACUACUCUUUGGCUAAAGACCAGCCGGUCUCUCCCACCGCCGCCGUCUACUCAGACCAACACCUGCUGUUCGUGGUGGGAGACAAGGUGUUCCAGGUCCCCCAGCGCGGGCCGGGUUGUGACCACUUCCUGACAUGCUCAGUGUGCCUGCUGGCGCCGAGCUUCAUGGGAUGCGGCUGGUGUGAGGGCCGCUGUUGCCGGGAUACGCAGUGCCCAAGCCCCGCCCACUGGCGGAACGAGUCCUGCCCACCGGGCAUCACUCAGUUCUUCCCCAAGACGGCGCCCCCCGAUGGCCAGACGGAGGUGACACUGUGUGGGCGGAGUUUCCAGUCGCCGGGCCGACAGCCGAUCAACUCGCGGAGCCAUGAGGUCCGACUGGGGGACACACUCUGUCAUGUGCAGCCCAGAGAGAGCAGCAGCAAUCGGUUGGUGUGUAAAGUUCGUCCGGUGGAGGGUCCUCUGCUGUUCCGGAAUGUUCCGGUGCAUGUGCGCGUGGAGGAAGAGAGAGGCGAUGGCAGAUAUUACAUCAACGGCACAGACACACUGCCCGGGUUCAGCUUCGUGGUGCCAGAGGUUCUAGCUGUCCAGCCUGACUACGGGCCUGUAGAUGGGGGAACGCGCAUCACCAUCACGGGCCCUUACCUGGACGCCGGCACCCAACGCAAAGUCACCCUGGACGGAGAACCAUGCCCUGUGGAGAGCGUUUUUAAGGUGCGGGGUAAUGUGUCAGCGAUCGUGUGUGUGUCGCGGCCAGUCUCGGAGGUUAAGGAUGUGGUGUUACGCGUCUACAUUGACAAGUCCCACGUACACACCACCAAGGUCUUCCGCUACAAACAUACGCCGCUGAUCACUCGUGUGCGGCCAGACUGCAGCUUCGACCGGGGUUCCAGGAUCACUAUUGAAGGGAAACAUCUGGACUCCGUCUACCGCACUGUGAUCCGCUUCAAGCCCAACGAACAGCACCUAAAGCCUGUCUCCAUAGAGUGUGUGGGCGCAGCGCGUGCGUCUGCAAUGGAGUGUGUAACGCCAGUGUUCCAGCGCGAGGAAUCGGAGGAGGGCGAGUUGGAGCUGGAUAUGGAUGGGGCUCGAGGACUGUGGGGUGGGCGGUUUACCUACCACCCCUACGCCAGCCCCAUCCCCUUCGAGACAGAGGGGCACAUAUUACGCCUAUACCCAGGGCUGGACGAGGUGUCAUUACAUCACCAGAAGCUGAACCACGUGAGCUCCUGCAUGAGCAUCACUAUGACGAUAGGGGGCGUCGACUGUGGAGCCAACGUUCUAGACAACGAGAUCACCUGCAGGAUCCCCAAGAACCUCACCAUACCUACUGAGGGGCUACCAGUCAAGGUGGUGAUUAACGGUGAGGAGCGUGAUGUGGGUAUUGUGAUGCUGGUCUCUUCUCUCUCCUCAUUGGCUAUCGGUCUGGGCAUCCUGGCAGCGCUGGUAUUGGGCGCCACGCUGGCAUUCGCACUCAUGAAGCAGCACAGGAGGAAGAAGAGAGAACGCCUCUCCCAUCUGUCUACAAACCAUAACCGCCACAACGGCAUGGACCAGAGCCCAGUGGGAGACUACAGGCGAGGCAUCGCUGGGCGUCAGGUGGAGGUUCUAGUUCCGCUGGUUCCUCUGCGGGAGAACAUGUCUCUCACCUCCCUGACACUCGGAGCCUCUCUACUGGAGGAGGUCAAGAACGUGCUCAUCCCCCCACACACACUCAACCUGCACACACACCGCGUCAUCGGCAAGGGUCACUUUGGGACAGUGUAUCAUGGAUACCUGAAGGAUGCCAGCGGCCGUGAAAUACACUGUGCUGUCAAGUCCCUCAACCGCAUCACUGAUGUGGAAGAGGUGGAAAUGUUCCUGAAGGAGGGGCUAAUCAUGAAGGCGCUACACCAUGCUAACGUGCUGUCACUACUGGGAAUACUGCUGCCCCAUGAAGGGCUCCCUCUAGUGGUAUUGCCGUAUAUGAAACAUGGAGACCUCCGACACUUCAUACGCUCCGAAAACAGGAACCCCACGGUGAAGGAUCUGAUUGGCUUUGGCCUGCAGGUUGCCAUGGGAAUGGAGUAUCUCGCUCAGAAGAAGUUCGUCCACCGAGACCUGGCCGCACGCAACUGCAUGCUGGAUGAGUGUUUUACAGUGAAGGUGGCUGAUUUCGGCCUGGCGCGUGACGUCCUGGAUAAGGAAUAUUACUCUGUUCAGGACCAGCGGAAGGCCAAACUCCCCGUCAAGUGGAUGGCCAUCGAGAGCUUACAGACACACAAGUUCACCUCCAAGUCUGAUGUGUGGUCGUUUGGAGUGCUGAUGUGGGAGAUGUUAACUAGAGGUGCCAGUCCCUACCCGGAAGUAGACCCCUAUGACAUCACACACUACCUGCAGAAGGGACGACGCCUACCGCAGCCUCAAUACUGCCCCAACCCACUGUAUUCCAUCAUGCUCCAGUGUUGGGAUCCAGAGGCUGAGAGGAGGCCUGCAUUUGGAGUGCUGGUGUCAGAGGUGCGCAGUAUUUUGAGCAGCCUUGAGGGGGAGCACUACAUCAGCCUCAACGUCACAUAUGUCAAUCUGGACCAGCCCCGUCCCUACCCUGCCCUCACCCAAUCAGAAGAUGAAGACUCAGACUGACACACAAGUCAAUCAUGCUAUCUCCUAGCAACAGGGGCCAGCUACACUGCCACCCUGUCCUCUACCCAAUCAGAUGGCAAGGACUCUGACUGGCAUCUGUUCAAAGAGUCGCAGACCACAAAUUGUAAAUAUCAAACACUUAACAUGAUACAUUCCUAUAUAUUUACGACUUGAAAUAGAAUGUGGGGCAUUAUCUUGGUGGUUACGGUUGCGUUGCGGUUAUGGAAAUAAGCUUGACAGUUGUGAUUGCAGAAGUGUGCGGCGCAACCCGACGUCAAAAUCUGACUUUUCAACAUCCCUAUUGCAAAUGAGAAAAUUAUCUUUGGAUUGUGUGUCUUACCACGCAUCACGAGGCCACCAACAAAAGGAGAGGACUGGAGGUACUAAAUUGAGUCGGACCCCUACACUACUGCAUAACCAAAGAACACAGGUGGACAAACCUGCAACAUAUAAGACUGCACAAGUAGCCAAACACACACACUACCUGAAGAAGGCCACUAAAUGACACAGAAAUGUAUUUUGGAGUGACUUACAUAGGUCACAAAGAAUGUCUGAUAUUAAUGUACUGUAUUAUUAUGUAUACCCUGCACAAUUAUAUAGGUAUAUACUCACACUGUGAAUCACUUUAUAUCUAAAUCCUGCAUUGCAUAUGUGAAUCCUGCAUCCUGCACAAAUAGUGACGAGAAAUUCUACUGUACUGUACUUAGAACAUGGGGGUGUUUGUGAUAUGUGUGUGGGAGGGGUGGUCGUGGGUGGGUCUGUGUUUUUUUUUGUAAAACAAGUGAGCCUUUUUAUGCUCUGGGUUCACCCCAUUCUGUCUGAGUAUUUGUAUUGUUGUUGUUCAAUUAAUACAUUAUUUAAAUAUAUAUAUAUAUUCUUCUGUAUGCGUACAGCAUCCUUCACAUAUGUGACUAUAAGAAAACAUGCCACAAACAUGCCGUAAGAAAACAUGGUGCAAGUUAGACAGGGGUCAUAUGUGACUAAAGCCAGGCUGAUAGUUAGCCAGGGGUCAUAUGUGACUAGCUACACGAAGAAGAAGGGAAAAAAUGGGAAGAAAUUGACAAACAAUCUUUAUUUGCAAUUUUCUCAGUUUCACUCUGCUCUGACAGACAUGUGACCUGCAUUCUUGUGGCUAGUCACAUUGGUGACUGUGUUUGUACACCAUAGUAUGUAUUUCCUACGCAAAUACUCAGGGGUGUCAAAAGUAAAAGUAAAGGCAUGGUGUAAGUACAACACUAGUGCAUGAUGUUACUCCAGUUACCCCACUAAUACACUAAAAAUCUAACAGGAACCCACCAAAAACUUGAUACAACCAGUGCAGAGUUAACUGUUGUGUAAUGCUGUUCUUGUGUAAAACCUAAAAGGUAUUACACAUGUGUUUUAUGUAAAACAUUGUUCUAUAAAGGCUAAAGGUGCUCGCUCAA